Molecule: messenger RNA, 1129 nt
Organism: Ornithodoros turicata
Lineage: Eukaryota; Metazoa; Arthropoda; Arachnida; Ixodida; Argasidae
Exons: 14
Coding region: 1-582 (193 amino acids)
Source: RefSeq, a predicted model, not a curated record
AUGGAAAGUCUACUGAGAACAGGAAGGAAGACCUCCGGAAUCAGGUCUCCAAAAACACCAAGAGGUCUACUGAGAACAGGAAGGAGGACCUCCAGAAUCAGGCCUCCAAAAACACCAAGAGGUCUACUGAGAACAGGAAGGAGGACCUCCAGCAUCAGGCCUCCAAAAACACCAAGAGGUCUACUGAGAACAGGAAGGAAGACCUCCGGAAUCAGGUCUCCAAAAACACCAAGAGGUCUACUGAGAACAGGAAGGAGGACCUCCGGAAUUAGGCCUCCAAAAACACCAAGAGGUUUACUGAGAACAGGAAGGAGGACCUCCGGAAUCAGGCCUCCAAAAACACCAAGAGGUCUACUUAGAACAGGAAGGAUUUCCUCCAGCAUCAGGCCUCCAAAACCACCAAGAAGUCUACUGAGAACAGGAAGGAAGACCUUCGGAAUCAGGUCUCCAAAAACAGCAAGAGGUCUACUUAGAACAGGAAGGAGGACCUCCAGCAUCAGGCCUCCAAAAACACCAAGAAGUCUACUGAGAACGGGAAGGAGGACCUCCGGAAUCAGGCCUCCAAGAACACCACGAGGCUAGUCUUAUCCUAAUUAUCCUGAUGGGAAGUAAUUGUUCUGAAGCUGGAACAUACAAAAGGAAAACCCAACGCAAGCCUCAAGUUGCCUGGGAACAUUAACAGUGCUUCUAUUGAGCUGGAAGUAAGCACACAGUGCUCAAUAAAUGUUCCUCUUUAUUAUGCGGGUCUACUGACAACAGGAAGGAGGACCUCCGGAAUUUGACCUGAUAAAAUACUAAGCGGUCUACUGAGAACAGGAAGGAGGACCUCCGGAAUUUGGCCUGAGAAAAUACCAAGAGAUCUACUGAGCACAGGAAGGAGGACCUCCGGAAAUAAAAGUGCAUAGAUUGCUUACAGGAACGAAGGACCUUGGGUGCACAGGGUGAAACUACAGGUUCGUGGAAUGAAGGACGAGAGGGGGAGGGAGUUUGAAUGCUUUCUCCAUUCUCCCCUUUGAUUAUGUCGGUUAGAGUUUCAGUUGUUCAGAAGCGUGAGUGUACAUAUGUUGGAUUCUGCGAGGAAUGCGAAUGAAUAAAUAAUGCGAAUAAAUAUCUGGGUUCACACGUUGCA